AUGCGUUGGUCCUCCUUUGUCACUGUUUUCGGUGCAGCACUGCUCCCUGCGGCCAGUGCCCGUGCCCUCUGUCGUCCUGAUCGAUCGACUACGAUUGCCGCUUCUGCUUCUGCUGAGACAGCGACUACCUUGGAGACAUUGAGCACCGAUGCUGCAACAAUCGAAACAUCGGCUACCGUGGAGAUCACUGACGCUUCGGAGACCACCAUCGCCGAGACUCAAACAGCUACUGCCACGACAGACAUUACGACAGUCAUGAAGAGCAGCGCUACCGAGGCGCCUUCCACUACACAGGCAGCUUCCACUACCGAGGCCUCAACUACUAUCUCCGAGGCACCUGUGAUCACCGAAUUCAUCAUGAACGGUAAUUUCGAGGAUAUCGUCAACACCGACUGGGCCUUGAACGCUGCCACUAUUCAAGAGCACAGCACAAAGGCUCGUGUCGGCAGGAGAUACGUGGAAUUCAGACUCAAUAAUGAGGUUGCCGAUGGAUCAAAGCGGCUUUCCCAAGCCGUUUCCGGGCUCAGCACUGAACGAACAUACCGACUUAGUGCACACGCCAUUCUCUUCAAUGACCCAGUAAUUGUCAAGGGCGCAUCUGACAUUUGUGUCAUUGAAGUCGCCCAGGGCACCCCGUCGUUCGAAAUGAGGCUCGCGCAGUGGGUUUUUAACUUCGAUAAUCUCGAACAGUACACGCAGUACAAAGUCGACUUUUCGCCAUUGAGUACUGGCGUCUCUGUCGUGUUCAAACUUAAAUGCACCAUAGGCUCUAGAGUAACGUUGGCUGUAGGACUCGAUGAUAUUUCUCUGGUGGACAUUGGCCCCAAGAUAGUAGGAUGA
Molecule: messenger RNA, 840 nt
Organism: Fusarium sp. VM40
Lineage: Eukaryota; Fungi; Ascomycota; Sordariomycetes; Hypocreales; Nectriaceae
Source: the annotation of a GenBank genome assembly